AGACAAUGAAGGAGCGACAGAACGAGUUGAGCACUCCUCUGGAGUAAAUCUCUUUCAAUCUGAUCAGCGUGCGGAGGAGCGCUUACUAUCUCCAAGCGUGACUACACCAGCUCUGAGGUUUCUUUCAUUCUGGACUGAGGAGAGGGGAGGCCGCUUGAAUAUCCUUCACAUGAACAAGGUCUCGCUGAUCAAAGGAACGUAAAGAGAUUUGAGUUUCUCACUGAUGAGUUGUUUUCUUUCUACCUGAUGCUUCAUUUGCAACUUCAAAGAAGACGAAACAAACCUUUACUAGAACAUCACACGUACUGAAGUGAAGUUAAGCUUUUGAAUCUGUGAACUGUGGAUGGAGAUCAUGAGGAACUCUCUAUCUCUGAAGCUGCUCCUUCACCUUGUGGCGUUUUCUUUUUUUGACCUUGCAUCUUUCACUUUUGGGGCUGAGUAUGACUUUGGAGCCCACCCACGGUUCAUGUGUGCCCCAAUUCCCGCAGACGCCGACCCUGCCUGCUUCCCCACAGCAGGUCCAGGAGUUGGGGUGGGAGGCUCCAGCGGCCCGGGCCAUCAAGGUGUGCCUCCUAGCAGCUGGUGGGGGGUGAAUGACGAGGCAAAAGUCACCAUCCUCCACCUCAGGGAGAGCCUUGUCCAACAGAAAGAGAUCAUCCUGGACCAGAGGGAGACCAUUAGAGAGCUGACGGCCAAGCUCACCCUGUGUGAGGGUCUCGGCCGGGGGGAGCACCACGGCACGGACUCACACCACGGCACGGCCGGUCGUCACACGCUCACUGACGAGGGGCACUAUGGCACCCAGCAGGGUCACCAUGGAAACAGCAACUUCAUACCAGAUUCACCACACCAUCCCUCCCCUGUGGGGGGGCAGAAGUAUGAGGGAGGGUACAGCGGCAACAACCAGGGGAAGGACAAACAUGUGGCACCCGGGGACAGCACGGCAUCAAUGGAGCAGAUGGAGAGAAUGCUGCAUGCACUGAAGGAGAGGCUGGACAACCUGCAGCAGAAGAGGAACACAUCCAGCACAUACUCCAGCUCCCUGAAGGAGCUGCUGCAGCGGAAGAUCAGCACUCUGGAGGAGCAGCUGCACCACCGCACCGGCCCCCUCAGCAGCCCUGACCACCACCACGAUGACUCCAGCCACGGAGACGACGGCCACGGAGACGACGACCACCACCCCGACGACGGCCACCAUCCCGACGACGGCCACCACGACGGUGACCAUAAAGACAGUCACAAUGAUGAGCAUCAUGACGAUCACACGGACACUGGCAACCACACAGAACAUCAUGAAGCUCAUGACGGCGAUGAUCAUGACGACGCAGAUGGUGACCAUGACGACAGCUAUGGUGAAGAUAAUGAUGAGGAUCACCAUGGUAAUGAAGCCGAUACCCACAGUUACAUGCCACAAACAGGAUACAGAGUUCCAGGGCCACGGUCACAGACUGGUUUCCAUUCGAAUAAACUGGAAACGAUGCUCAACCAGCUGCAGCACGCAGGGUCCACCAGGAAGAGAACCAAGAACCUUGACGUCUUCCAGAUCAGCUUCCCCAUAAGGACCAACUACAUGUACGGCCGGGUGAAGAGGACUCUGCUGCAGGAGAUAUUCGCUAUGACUUUGUGCCUUUGGAUGAAGGCGGGCACGGCUCCAGGACUGGGGACACCUUUUUCUUACUCUGCGCCUGGACAGUCCAAUGAACUGGUGCUCAUCGAGUGGGGGAGCAACCCCAUAGAGCUGCUGAUUGACGACAAGGCUGUGCCGCUGCCCUUGUCUCUGAGUGAUGGGAAGUGGCACCAUGUGUGUGUGACGUGGACCACUCGGGAUGGACAGUGGGAGGCCUACCAGGAUGGAGUGCAGAGGGGAUCCGGGACAAACCUCUCUCCCUGGCACUCCAUCAAGCCUGGGGGGGUCUUCAUCCUGGGACAGGAGCAGGACACUUUGGGAGGCCGUUUCGAUGCCACUCAGUCGUACGUGGGCGAGAUGUCCGACGUGCACAUGUGGUCGCACAUCCUGAGCGCCAGCGACAUCUACGGCGUGGCCUCGUGCGGCAGCCACCUGCGAGGUGACGUCAUCGCCUGGUCCGAAGCGGACAUCGAGUUGCACGGAGGAGCAGCCAAAUACCCGUUUGACCCGUGUUACUGAGCCUGAAUUAUGGUUCUGCGUUAAAUCGACGCAGAGCUAUGCCCUAGGGUACGCGGCGACACGCACCGUACGGUGCGCCGUAGGUUCUGCGUUGGUGUAACGCGGAAACAUAAAUCAGCCUUAACGCGGACGAGCAAGAACUCAGUAAGGAAGAGUAGGGCCAUGGAGUAUAACAAAUAUUUGCGAGGGGAAGAUUUUUUUUUUAUUAUGCACUUCGAGAAAAAAGUCGAAAUGUCGAGAUUAAUGUUGAAAUACAAUUUCGAGAAUAAAGUCAAAAUUUUGUGAAUAAAGUCCAAAUUUAGCCUUUUAUCUCAACAUUUCAACUUUAUUCACGAAAUUUUGACUUUUUUCUCAACAUUUCGACUUCUUUCUCAAAAUUGGACUUCAACAUUAAUCUCGACAUUUCGACUUUUUUCUC
This is a messenger RNA of Cololabis saira (Pacific saury), 2564 nucleotides long. Its product is annotated as neuronal pentraxin-1. The record is from RefSeq and is a predicted model, not a curated record. The transcript has 6 exons. Lineage: Eukaryota; Metazoa; Chordata; Actinopteri; Beloniformes; Belonidae. The coding region runs from base 344 to 2146 and encodes 600 amino acids.